AUGGGUGCCACCAGAAGACUCAAGACCAAGCGACGCACAAGAGACUAUGAUCAAAUCCGUCAAGACCUCACCUCCCGCAAACACCUUCAAGACUUCCAAGACACCAAGGACGCCGAAGAUCUUCCCGGCUUGGGGCAGCACUACUGCGUCGAAUGCGCAAAAUGGUUCGAGACCGAGCACAAUCUUGUAGCGCACCGCAAGGGAAAGAAUCACAAGAGAAGACUGCGAAUCCUCAAGGAAGAUGUGCAUACACACAAGACUGCCGAGCAGGCAGUGGGACUGGGCGUCGAUAAUGGCAAGCGAGACCAGACGCUGAUGGAUACCGACGAACCUGAAGCCUAG
Molecule: messenger RNA, 342 nt
Organism: Talaromyces amestolkiae
Lineage: Eukaryota; Fungi; Ascomycota; Eurotiomycetes; Eurotiales; Trichocomaceae
Exons: 3
Coding region: 1-342 (113 amino acids)
Molecular function (GO): zinc ion binding; nucleic acid binding
Source: RefSeq, a predicted model, not a curated record